Botrytis sinoallii is the source of this 1855-nucleotide messenger RNA. RefSeq lists its product as uncharacterized. The transcript has 4 exons. The record is from RefSeq and is a predicted model, not a curated record. Lineage: Eukaryota; Fungi; Ascomycota; Leotiomycetes; Helotiales; Sclerotiniaceae. The coding region runs from base 142 to 1629 and encodes 495 amino acids.
UAAGAUUUAAUAUACAGUACCUUGCCUCCGCACACUCCACUAAGUCCAAAUUCGCAACCGGGAUUCAAGAUUACCGAAAGACAAACGACAACAAGGGUCGCGAAUACCACCCCACUCAGUGACCAGUCAUUGCACGCCAACAUGUCGGGGUCACAAGUAGCAGGAGCUCCUGGAUCGACACCAGCGAACAUGCCAGUGAGAUCAUUCUCGACUAGUAGUGCGUUGACAGAUCGUACGGAUGAGGGAGAGGCAGUACCAUUGGAGAACCCUAAGGAUACUUCAGAAUUGUUAGGAGAAAGAUUGAGAGCUUGGAAACAUGCAGUCGGGUAUCUUGAGGAAUACAUUGGGGCGACGGAGAAAGUACAAAAACAGCAAUCAAAGGAGUAUGAGAAGGUUUUGAAGACUAUCGCAAACCCCUUAAAAGAGGGGCACCAUUUUCAGCAGGAGUUAGGAGGUAUGGCGGGAAUGUUCGAAAACAUGCGAACGAAUACUCAGGGUUUAAUAAACUCGCACCUCGAAACAGAGAAGAAUCUGAAAGGCACGGUACUACCCAUACUCGAUCGAUUACACAAGGAAAUCAAACACAAAUCUAAGGAGUUACUUUCUGGGGCUUCAAAGGGAGCAAAAGAGGUCGAUAAGGCUAGAAAUAUUACACAAAAACAUAUUGAGCUUUUGGGAUCGCAAACUGCGAACUACCAAUCCAGCGCUGCUUCCAUGAAGUCGGCCGAAGAUCCAUAUGUCGUUCACCGAGGUAUUCUACAUCGACUUCACAAGCAAGUUUUGGAGGAAAACACCAAUCGUCAUGAUCUCAUUCAAGUCCAAAAUAACUUUGCGCAAUUUGAGGCUCAUGUAAUCGAGAUCAUCCAACAGACUAUGAUGAGUUUCACUCAGAUAGUUACGAGCCAAUCUCAAAGAGAACAAACACUCUUCGCAGAUAUGCUGAACGCUUGCCAAGGAGUUCCUGCAAAUCUCGAAUGGGAAGGCUUCGUUCACCGUAACCAAGCUUUACUUAUUGAUCCCAACGCCCCGGACCGCUCAGUAGAAGCAAUUAGCUUCCCCAACCAGAAUCACGCUAGCACUCAGGCUCUUAUCGAGGGUUCGCUUGAACGCAAGAGCAGAAACAAGUUGAGCUUCGCCGGUUACACUACUGGCUACUAUGUCGUAACUCCAAGCAAAUUCCUCCACGAAUUCAAAGACAACGACAAUGUUCGCAAAGAUCCCGUUCCGGAGUUAUCUAUCUACCUUCCAGAUGCUAUAAUUGGAAGUACUAGCGGCGAAAAAUUCAAUAUCAAAGGAAAAGAUGUUUCCAAGGGAAUAGGAAGUAAAUUGUCUGGUACUUCCGAAAUUGCCUUUAAGGCGCAUUCGGCAGCGGAUGCCAAUAAGUGGUAUGAAGUCAUCAAAUCGGUCGUGGGAUCAAGUCCAGCAGAAGCAAUCAGUCCAAUGGGUCCAUUGAGUCCAACAUCCCCGACUGAUUCAAAACAAAGCUCAAUGAGCUAUCCCGCGGAAAAACAACCUGAAUCAAUUCAAACUGGAGGAACAAUUACAGGAGGGGAGACAGUUGCUAGUCCCGUGGCGACAACGAAUGCAACUGAUUUUGCACCUGGAACAGUACCAGAGAAAACUGGUUAAAUUGGCAGGAAUGAGAGAGUGUUUGGAGAUUGUAAUUUAAGGGGAAAGGGAGGAUAAGAUUUUUAGCGAAUUGGUACAGAGAAGUAAAUUUAAGCAGUGCGUCAGCGUGUGUUCGAGUUGUCAAACAUGAUUUGCUCUUUUGAGCGUGUUGAUUAUGUUUGAAUAGCGGUCGAAGUAUUUGAAAUAUAUCCAGCGGGGGAGGGGCGAGCAGAGGUAAUGUUUAGUU